Armigeres subalbatus is the source of this 5411-nucleotide messenger RNA. RefSeq names its product protein bowel (gene bowl). The transcript has 3 exons. Lineage: Eukaryota; Metazoa; Arthropoda; Insecta; Diptera; Culicidae. The record is from RefSeq and is a predicted model, not a curated record. The coding region runs from base 1247 to 3418 and encodes 723 amino acids. Gene Ontology annotation, cellular component: nucleus. Gene Ontology annotation, molecular function: RNA polymerase II transcription regulatory region sequence-specific DNA binding; DNA-binding transcription factor activity, RNA polymerase II-specific. Gene Ontology annotation, biological process: embryo development; regulation of transcription by RNA polymerase II; embryonic hindgut morphogenesis.
GAAUUGAUCGUGCAUGAACGACGCACCUGUGUCGGUCCGUGUCCGAUGUGAAUCUUUGUGCGCAAGUCCCGGAAAGUACCCGCCUCGAGUGAUCCUUCCAGUGCUCGCAAUGUGAACUGAGGGGGAAGCGAAACCCCGUUAGUUAGAUGAUCCUUGAAGCGAUUGAUUGUUGAAUAGUUUUUUGUUUUGUUCACGCAAGAAGAGAUGUGAUGGUUGCGAAGAUUUCGGAAGCGAUGCGAUUUCGCUUGAAGUGCCUUUGAAGAGAGUGAUUGAGUACUCCUACCGAAAGGGGGAUGGAACAAGUGGUUGUGAACCGAUCAACGGCUGGUGGGAAAGCCAAGAUGGAGGCUGUGGUUUAAGUUGUUUUCGAAAAAAAUGGAAAAGAGUUUAUCGAAGAUUAUGUCGACUUGCAAAGUGGUUGGUAGCUGCAGCACGUGAAUCGAGGUUAAGGAAGUACUCAAGGUGCAUCAUCGGAGAAGAGCCUUACACUGGAGUGCGGUGAGUGGUACGAAUUCCUAGUGCAAAAGCUUUCUUCAGUGUCCUCCAGAAGUGACCAAAAAUAAACGAAAGAGCUCAACAGCGAUAAAAUUCAAUGCAUGUUGGUGGUCUACGCUUCAAGCGGAGCAAGGUGGUUACGAAAACGAGCUGCCCGUCGGAGUGUAGUUAAUCGAAUUGAAAAGGAUUAAAGUUUAAAAUUGAGACCCGACGUAGCGCUGCAAUUGUGCAAAACACACUAAAUGAGAUAAAUUACGCACCGCACGUCACUUGGGAAACGACCCAGCAUAGUGAUAAAUUUAAAACGAAUAAGCAUAAACCAGAAAAUAAGUGUCCCGUGGUAAAUGGAAGUUGUGAAUUAAGGUGCCGAGACAAAGGCAUAAAAUAAAGGAUCAAGUCGGCUGGAUAUUGAAAUUAAAUCAUUCCCAAUUUGGAUUACAAUUAUUGGAUUACGUACCCGAACGGGUGAAAUCGGUGGAAGAGUUGUCCUACGAACGCCGUGACAACUGAGUGGCUGUGUUGUUUACUUUAAUAAUUGAACUUCAUCGCGCACGGCAUGGCCUGUGCGGUGCUUGUUUGCCGUAUUUAAACUAACGCGGUGACGGAGACUGAGCGGAUACAACAUCAACAGCAGCAGCAGCAGCAGAGUUUAUAAUAAACAACGCUACGAAAUUCGCGCAUUCGAAGGCGCAAGUAGUGCAAAUCAGAUUGUCGAUAACGGUCGGAUUGUUAACACACAUAUCAAGACAGAAUGCCUACCGAAGGAGUACUCGACGAUCAUGGGAUCGCUACAAUGUCACGUCCGUCACGGAUUGACCAGUUCCUUGCCGGAAUGGGUGGAGGAGCCGGUGGCGGCAAUGCACCAUCGUCGCCCACCAUUCGAGGGACGUCCGGUGGGUCUGCGUCGGCCAGCGGGGGAAGCCAGUCGGCUUCCUCUUCCCGAUCGAGCUUCGACGGCCAAUUGGGAGGCUUUCAACCACCACCACACAUGAUGAACCCUGCCGCUCAGCACCACGGAAGGGAAAGUUCCGCGUUUGUUCCAGUGUUGCCAUCACGAUCGCUGAGGCCCGGUCUUUAUCCCGGUAUGCUGGACGGACCUGACGGAAUGCCGAAGGAUGGUGUGCCCAAACGUGGAUCCAGCUACGAACUGAUGGCUAUGAUGGCCGAUAAGAGGAAAGAAUUGGCCUUGAGGGAAGCUGCCGCUGCAAUGCUACUGCCAAGACCCGGUGGACCACCAGUGCAAUCUCCCGGAGGUAUGUACCCGCCGGGUGCCUUUCUUGGUGGUCCAGGGCCAUCCCCUACGUCUGCGGGUACCUUUACGUUUCCACCGGCCGGAGUUGGUCUCUAUCCUCCUGGUGUUCCUGCCGGUAUGCAUCCCGGACUAGAUCGAAGACUGCUGCGAGCUCCCGGACGGGCAUCGCGCCCCAAGAAGCAAUUCAUCUGCAAAUUCUGCAACCGACAGUUCACCAAGUCCUACAACCUGUUGAUCCACGAGCGAACGCACACCGACGAGCGGCCGUACUCGUGUGAUAUCUGUGGGAAAGCCUUCCGGCGGCAGGACCAUCUACGAGACCACAGAUACAUCCACUCCAAGGAAAAGCCAUUCAAAUGUACCGAGUGUGGCAAGGGUUUCUGCCAGUCGCGCACGCUGGCCGUGCACAAGAUUCUGCACAUGGAGGAAUCGCCGCACAAAUGUCCGGUGUGCAAUCGCAGUUUCAAUCAGCGCUCGAACCUGAAAACGCAUCUGCUGACCCAUACGGACCACAAACCGUACGAGUGCAACUCCUGUGGAAAGGUUUUCCGCAGAAACUGCGACCUGAGGCGACAUGCAUUGACGCACACGGUUGGCGAUGUGCCCCCAGAGUCGUUGGAUGUUGGCGACGACGAUAACAACCUCAGUGGAGACGAAGAUGAAUCGGUGCUGGAAGUUGACUCGCCGGUUAAUUCCCCGGCCGGUAGGAAUCGCUCGCCGUCCCCUCCACUCGAUAUGCCAGUUUCGGCUGAACUGGAUGACGACGACUAUCUCGAUGAGAAUGAAGACGGAAACGAAGAAGAUGAAACGAUCAGCGUGGCAGGUCAUGAACCUGAUCCAACACCAGUAGUCCAGUGCCAUCAUGAACGACCGAUUGGGUCCAGAAGUCCAUACACAAUGCGUCCACAGUAUGACUAUGGAAGCAGGUCUUCAACUUCCUCUCAGUCAUCUCAACACUCUCAACCGAUCCUGAGCCCGAACGGUGAAGACCUUUCAACUAGUAGUGGCCCUGGACCUGUUCCCCAACAGCACCCGCAUGACAUGUUCAUUCCAAUGCUUCAUGUACGCAGAGACCUCCAUCACAAGGUUGGAUUGAUAGGCCGAGCAUCUGCAACCAUCACGAGCGGUCUCUUGGAACCCGGUGGACCAUUCUUCGGUCAUAUCCCCUUAAGAAAACGAGCAAUGGGUCCUGAUGGCGAACCCUACCCAAUCAUGGGUCGACCGAUUCUAUCCUCCCAUAUCCCGCCAGCCAUGAUCAAUCAACGGCCCAUGAUGAAACCUCCGGACGAGUCCCACAAACCGCCAUCCCGCCCAUCCGAUUCCCCGCACGAGCCCAUUCCAAUGAUUUCUCCAUCCGUACCUUCAUCUCCGAACCUUUUGUCACCGCAUGUCAACCUACCGCCCCCACCAUCUCAGUCCCAACACCCAAUGAAUCUCGUUAAUCUUUCAAAUCUACCACCACCCAUAGCCCAUUCCCCGCCAAAUCCGUCCGGUUGUCCAUCGCAGCCAUCUACCUCUAGCCAACCACCUCCUCCCCAAUCAGCAUCCUCUUCCACUGCCACCCGGCAGUCACAACAGUCUCCGGCUGCUCAACCACCUCAACCACCUACCGGAGCAGCGCCACCUCCUCGUAAGACCGGCUUUAGCAUAGAGGACAUCAUGCGCCGCUAGUACCUAUGAUCUACUACAAACAUAAAUGCGUUGAGACCGAAAGAAAGCCCCUCCGGUCGGAUCCAAUCCGAUCAAUCAAUCAAACUACGGUUAAUUAAUGCUAAUGAAUUCUACAAAUGUACAAAAAAGCAGCAGCAACAAAAACAGCAAUGACGAGAACAAAGUUGGUUUAGUGGAACGUGGAAAUGAGACGGGGACGAGUAAGUGUGUGCACGACUGUGAGGAGGGUGUCUUCAAGGUUUCUCCCGCCACCACACAUGAGGGCUUUGGUCGGAAGCAUUGGCCCAGUUUGCACGCCGGUCGGAACCGGGAGGGAAGCGUAAAAAAAAGUGACAAUGCUAAUCAAUGCCCCACAUUUCGCUCACCAUUAUUGAUGAUUUCCUUCCGAAUAGAAUGUGACCAGCAAUGACUUGGGUGAGCUAAUGUAGGGGCGUAAUUAUGUCGAUAAUAGUACGGGCUGGCAGGACUGGUGGUUAUUAAGAUAAGUGGAUCGAUGGGUGGUCAAAUGCUUCUUGAACAUUUAUUGUCAUACAUUUUAAAAUCAUAUUGCUCGUUUGUAAUGCAAACUAUUAUUUAUCUUCAACCACAUAAACAAAUUUAAUUCAUUCGUCCUAAUAGUGAAAAUCUUCAAGUUUUUAGUCCAAAAUUAGCCCAUUAAAUGCAUUUGUCUGUCACCUGCUAAAAAGCUACCUAAAAUUGAUCUAAAACAGAAGCUACUAAAGUGACAUUGGCUCGUCACUCAAAUUUAUUUUUUGUACGUCUCAAGAUGGGUAAAGCAUAGGGCGCAUCUGUUAACAGUAUUUCGAAACAUUAGACGCAUGACCACUUCUAUAGCUAUAGAAAGAAAGGAAAAUUCUCAGCCAACCACAAGAUCCAUUAUAUCUUCCAGUUCUUUUGCCUGUUCUCAGACUUGUGGGAUUCACUGGAAAUCCAAUACUUCCGGACAAGUUUACGAUUACGGGGGGCAUUGGAAACGAAAGAAGCACGCUCCGUCACUUCACACCUACCUAUCUUUCCACGAGCAAAAGGCAAACAAUAUUAAUACAGAAACCAAUCUAUGAUGCAACUGUGUCUCAGUUAAGUUUUGAAAGUGAAAAGUAAAAGAUGUUUUAUAAGCAAAACCAGAUGCAAGAGUCGACACAAAGUGUUGGUGUAUAAUUUCAUAUUAUUUUAUACCUACAUAGUAGUUUAAAUUGUUGUUAUUCCUCCGAGCAACGAAGCCGACAUAGAACUGAAUGAGAGUGUAAUUGAAGCGGAGUGACUUACAUACUGCAUAGUUUCGUGCGAGAUACAAAAAAAAAAUCUAAAGUGUGAACGGAGAGGAACCCCCUGAAUCGAAAUACGAUAGUUUUCUAAGGAUUAUGUCCCAGCUCAAGGAGCGGCAAGCUUUCUGCCGCGAGUAGUGUUCAAACAGCAACGCACGAGAGGGGAAUUGAAACAAAUAAACAACUAAGUUUGUUUUUGCAGUUAGGGUUGGUUAGAACACAUUGUACAGGUUGAACAGUGAAAAAGGAUCUGAAGAAGCGAAGCAAAAUGAAAGACAGUGUUAGUGAUAUACGAUAAGGAUAUAUGGUUUGAUCUGCAUCGAGCGAGGAAUUCUUACAAGUUGGUUCCGGUAGUUGCUAGAUUUCAUGUUUCAUUCUCUGUUUGUUUUUAAGUUGUAGGAUCGUUGCCGCUAAGUUCUGUUCCGUAAAGAGUGUGUAUGGCAUCAUUUCAUGUACAUUUGCCAUCGUUAAUUUAACGCAGUAUACUUAACUAGGUGGUAAGAAAUAGGGCUAAGGCAGUCUGUAGGACAAAUCGAACGAAAUCUCAGAUCGGCAUCAUCAUGCUAUGCAGACAAGUUAAUUGUGAUUCAUUCUAAGCGGUAAUAUUUCAUUCCACACGUCCAAACUGGAAUCCAUAGCGUAAGUGGCCGAUUGUACUUCUCCCAUAUGGGACCAAUUUUGUGAAAUAUAAAUAAAGAGAACUAAAUUUAUUUUGAAUAUAAAAAUAA